AUAACAUCUUCUCUUACACUGCAUACAGUACCAACCAGCCAAAAAUGAUACUUUCAUUCAAGAAUUCACUAUUUCCUCUCUUUGCUCUCAUCAACUUGGCUCUAAUCCUUCCUAUACAAUCCCAAGACCAACAACAAGAUUACUUAGAUGCCCAUAACCAAGCUCGUACAGCUGUAGGUGUUGGCCCACUGUCAUGGGACGACACCGUAGCUGCCUACGCACAGAAUUACGCAUCAACGCGCCGGAGACAACGCGCCGGAGACUGCAAUCUUGUGCACUCCGGCGGGCCUUAUGGCGAGAACUUGGCAUGGAGUAGUGCUGAACUUUCAGGCACAGAUGCUGUGAAGAUGUGGGUUGAUGAGAAGGCCUAUUAUGACUAUGAUUCUAAUUCUUGUUCUCCCGGCCAGAUGUGUGGCCAUUAUACUCAGGUGGUUUGGAGUAGCUCUGUCCGCGUUGGAUGUGCUAAGGUGAGGUGCAGCAAUGGAGGAACUUUUAUUACUUGUAACUAUGAUCCUCCUGGCAACUAUGUUGGCCAAAAACCUUACUAACUAGAAUCUUUUUUAUUAUCAAAAAGCUUCCACAAAAUAUUAAUUAACUAUCAGUAUUACUAGUUGAAUAGAAGCCAUGCAAUUGGUGUAUGAUUUAUUGGCUUCAGAGAAUAAAAAGAAAUGUGUGAAGCUUAUUUAAUUUGAAUGUUCUAUCCAAUUAAUUAGAUUGCUACGAGCUUUAUUUUAUUA
Jatropha curcas is the source of this 737-nucleotide messenger RNA. RefSeq names its product pathogenesis-related protein 1. The record is from RefSeq and is a predicted model, not a curated record. NCBI's taxonomy places the organism in Eukaryota, Viridiplantae, Streptophyta, Magnoliopsida, Malpighiales, Euphorbiaceae. Gene Ontology annotation, cellular component: extracellular region.